Ilyonectria robusta is the source of this 1739-nucleotide messenger RNA. Its product is annotated as mitochondrial ribosomal protein MRP51. The transcript has a single exon. Gene Ontology annotation, molecular function: structural constituent of ribosome. NCBI's taxonomy places the organism in Eukaryota, Fungi, Ascomycota, Sordariomycetes, Hypocreales, Nectriaceae. The coding region runs from base 63 to 1499 and encodes 478 amino acids. Gene Ontology annotation, biological process: mitochondrial translational initiation. The record is from RefSeq and is a predicted model, not a curated record. Gene Ontology annotation, cellular component: mitochondrial small ribosomal subunit.
CAGACGCCCGCCACCGCGACGCCAAACAGCAAUUGAGCUUGCCAACAGCUCUAAAAGUCGAGAUGGGGGGCCGAACCGUGUCGCCCGGAGGGGCGCUGCUGAGAUCAUCCCGUCUGUUCUCAGUUCCCAAGCCCCUACCCGAGCCGUCAGCCACGAACCUGCACAUUAGCAACCACAAGUCCCCAACCAUGACACGACAAUACCCUCAGUACCAGUCCAUCACCUCACCCCUCUCCUCGCGCGAGAAGGGUGACUGGGGUUUCAAGCGACCUCUCCCUCUCAAGUCCACCAUGACGACAUCAACCCCCCUGAUCCGUGUCAAGCAGAUCGACUCCAUCGAGAACGUCACCGACUUCGCGUCAGCUGCAGACCACUCGUUGUCCCUCGAGAAGUUCCGUGAGCUUGGUGUUGCCGUCUCCAUCCCCAAGGGUAACGAGCGAGGAGCCGCGCCGGCUCGUUCCGACCACUGGCGCAAAUCGGUCUUCGAGGAGGAUAUGGAUUUCACUGUCUCCCGCGAAGGCAGGGCCGGUGACAAGCGAUGGAAGUUCAAUGGACCCUGGUUAGCCAGGAUGGCCGAGGGAGACUUCCUUGAGUACCUGGAGAAGAAAGUGCGACCCAAGCGCGCUCAGUUCCGACGCCUUCUCAAGGAUAAGCUCGCUGCCGACCAGACGGCGCAUCAGGCCACGAUUGCCAAGGAUCAGGGCAAGCCAGCGCCUCCCACCAUCCACCCCAGUGAUAUUACAGAGCAGGAGUUCACCAACUACGUACGGUCCCUACGCAGCGACCGCGCGACCCUCUAUGGGCUAGUUUCCAAAUUCCUGGACCUGGCUCCGCUAGGCCAGCCUGUUGGCAUCAUCCAGACAUUCUUGUCAACGGGCGACAAUGCUGCCGCCGAGAGCCCUUACGGAAAGUCUGGGCCGCCUCCCAGUCAUCCCUCUGCCGGUAUCAGCUACCUGCGGACUGGUUCGUACAUGGAGAACCACCCAGUCUACGGUCCUCAAGGACGACAUACACCCGUCAUGUCACGAGUCGUGUAUCCCAGAUCUGGGCCUGCUCCUGCCAAGUUGGGUGUUGGCGGUUUCGUUGCCGAUGCCCCCGCUGGUGACAACGAGUUUAACAUGAGACACAGUCGCACUCGAAUUGCUCACAACAAGAAGAUGCUUGCUGGCAUCCAACAUCUAGACACCAACACCUAUGGUGGUGCCAAGGCUUACGUGGAUCCCCAGUCUGCGAGCAUCGACCCCAGCGGCAAAGUCGUGCUACAACUCCGGGAGGCUGACCCUGAGUCUCAGCUCAUCGCCAAGGAGUACCAAGGUCGAGAGCAUGUGUACGUUGAGCAGCAGCGAUCUGCCCCCAAGCAGCAGACUCGCUCCGAGGCCGAUCCCUGGAGAGUGGGCCGUGUUACCGAUGAGAUUCUUGGAGAUGCUGUCCCGGCUUCCCAGGAAGGGAAGGAUGUCGUGGGCAGCUCCAGCAGCUAUGGCCUUGAUCGACAGCGAUGAGUGACGCGUUCAAGUCGACAUGAUUAGGCUUGGCGCGGUUGUAUAUCGAUAGCAUCCAUCUUCUGUACUAGAGGAGCCCUGUACCAAACUGUACAAGUAGAAUUGAAAGCAAAAAGUAACUUGGGAAUUCCCUGAUUGAAAUCUCCCUCUAGUUUUGCUUGCCCACCUAGCUCCGACAAGUCAAUUGCUCAUUGAUUCAUUCUUAUCGUCCAUUUACACUGAGAGGUUGGUUGAUAGAAG